AUGGCACAUACACAUACCGGUACUGCACAUAAAGUUGUAUCUGUUAUCCUCCGCAUUGGGGAGCUUUGCUGCGCUGUGAUUGUCCUUGGGCUUCUCUCUCGCUUCUGUUACCUCAUUAGCAUCGCGCAGGAGAGUGCCGAUGGACGGAUCGUCUAUGCCAUGGUCGUCGGGGGCAUCGGUAUUAUCUACUCCUUCUUUUUUUGCCCGCCAUUCAAAUCUCUCUUCUUGAGCUUUCCGUUUGAUUUCGUACUGUUUGUGAUGUGGCUCGUGGCAUACUGCCUACUUCAGACCAGGACGGGUAGUCACACUUGCUCUUCACGCUGGUAUUACGACUAUUGGGGCUACUAUUGGGGUCGUUUCUGGCGAGUCGGUCCCGUUGGGACAGUUAGCAUCGACAGGGCGGGGUGCGCGCAGUGGAGGACGGUCCUGGCCUUCUCAUUCAUCGCGUGGUUCCUCCACGUUACGAGUGGCAUUCUUGGGAUAUAUGUCUUCCAUACUUACAUCAAACUCGAGGAGACAAAGCGCGACAUCAAGCAUCAUGCAGAAAAACUCACCAAGUAG
Molecule: messenger RNA, 561 nt
Organism: Ilyonectria robusta
Lineage: Eukaryota; Fungi; Ascomycota; Sordariomycetes; Hypocreales; Nectriaceae
Exons: 3
Coding region: 1-561 (186 amino acids)
Cellular component (GO): membrane
Source: RefSeq, a predicted model, not a curated record